Molecule: messenger RNA, 3359 nt
Organism: Mobula hypostoma (lesser devil ray)
Lineage: Eukaryota; Metazoa; Chordata; Chondrichthyes; Myliobatiformes; Myliobatidae
Product: H-2 class II histocompatibility antigen, E-S beta chain-like
Exons: 6
Coding region: 57-878 (273 amino acids)
Biological process (GO): immune response; antigen processing and presentation
Cellular component (GO): MHC class II protein complex; membrane
Source: RefSeq, a predicted model, not a curated record
UCCCUAUUUAAAGCAUGAGUGCCGCUCUACUUCCGUAGUUUCACGAGUGUUUAACAAUGAGAGACGGGGCUGUUUGGCUGCGCGUCCUGGGAUUCAGGGGAACGGUUCUCCUCUGCAUUGCGCUCUUCCUCAGCCAGCGGAAAGCCAGGGUCGGGGCCAACUCUGUUUGCCACAGGCAGGGCUGUCUGUUUAACAGCAGUGCCACCGGAGGAUGGACCUUCAUCUUUCAGGAUUACUACAACAGAGAGCUGACUUUCUACUAUGACUUUGGCCAGAAGAAGUUCGUGGCAGCAAAGCCAUGGAUGCAGGGGAUUGUGGACAGGUUGAACAAGGAUGAAGCGGAAGCGACAUACCAGGGCGGGAUCCGUGUGUGUGAGAACAACAUCCCCAUUGUUGAAAAAUGGGUGCUGCCCCGGAGAGUUGAACCCGAGAUCACCAUCCGACCUAAAGUCUCGCCCUCCCAGUCAGGGCAGCUGGCCCUGCUCACCUGUCAUGUCACUGGGUUUUACCCUCCGGAGAUUGAAGUCAAGUGGCUGAAGAACGGAGCCCCAGUCCCUGCUGGAGCCAUCAAUACAGUCCUGUUGUCAGAUGGUGAUUGGACAUACCAGGUGGAGGAACUCCUGCAGUAUGACCCAGUGUCUGGGGAUAAAUACACCUGUCACGUGGAGCACAGCAGCCUGACGGAGCCCAUGACCAUGGACUGGGAAGUGCAGAUCACGCCAGAAUCAGAGAGAACAAAGAUCAUCGUGGGAGCAUUGGGAUUUGUGCUUGGGCUGCUCAUCCUGCUGGCAGCAGUCAUCAUGAAGCUGAAGAAUGCUAAAGCUAUUCUGGAUUCCAGCAGUCACGGCCCACGUCUGAUGGGCCCACAAAUCAGUUAACCCAGUCUCAAGCACAGUGCAGUUUCUAUCCUCCAUGGUGGUUUGAACCUGCUGACUGCCCCAGGACUCCAGCCCAGUGGGUAGGAAGCUGCUCUGUUGGCUUUGAAAGCAGUUCCCUCUACGCAACAAUAUAAAGGUUCACUGAAAGCUCGACCCUGCUGAACACCCAGUGUGACUGUAGCUUGUAUACUGCAGUCAAUCUAUUUCUCACUGGUUUGGGGAUCAUUCCCAAAUGUCCUGUAAUAAUCCUUCCUGUCUUGCUAUAACACCCUUCAAUCUCUAACUGUAAAUUGGCAUCUUAAAUAUUACUGUUCUCUACAGUUUAAAUGAUUUUAUUGCAAACAUUGAUCUUUGUAUCUACUGAUGGCAUGGUUUAGAUUAAACACUUUGGGAUGCCUACUUGUUGCUUGCUGUCAUUGUUCCCCAGUAUUUGUCACUCUGAUUCUCCCAGAUGUUCUCACCCACAUGGCAUUUUAAUUCCUCAGUAAAUGUUACCCACUGGGCAGUGGACCUGCCAUCCACAACACUCCAAGUAUUUGGGGUCCAGUGUGAAGUUUAAUCUGUCUCAUUCUGCAAACUCCUCCCUGCCUGGGGUAGAGUGGUUAAGUAGAAAGGAUGGGCUCCCAAUCUCCCUCAGUGAAGGAACAGCCAUUGACUCAGACUUCAAUGUUCUUCCUGAUGGCACCAAAUGAUGCCAGUCCUGGGACUGGAGAAACUGGGGGAGAAGCAACUGGAAACUAGGUGUGGGUUGUCUAAUGAGUCCAAUUGAUUCCUUUCCCUACUGUCCUUUCCUCUAGCUGAGCCACUCUCCUCCAGGGCAGAGGCAAAUCAGUGUGGAAAAUCAAGGCAAAUGAUGUUGGAAAUGUAAAAUAAAAUCAGUAUUGGGAACUCAUUAUGGUUUUCUGCUGAUUACAGUGAUGGGGAGCUUUAAUAAUCUGAGUACAGAAGGGGAAGGUGCCCUCAACUGAAGGGAGGGCAGAAUGGAACAUCCCAAUUGGUGGUUGGGUGGGGAGGGAUAUAUUGGGACUUCACCAGGGGUAGGAGAAAGCCCUUUGCUCCACAGGAGCAGUCUGGGAAGUAUGCAGUCCCACUGAGAUGUACAUCCUUGUCUGAGUGUCCUAGAGAGGGAGCACACGUUGUCCACUGCCACUCUGAAUACCCUCCAGUGCCAGCAGUGGGCACAGGAGCUGGUGUGCACCCUGGAAAAUGAGGAUUGUAUAUCUUAAAUGCAGCUGUAAUGUGGAAUUGUAUCUCAUUCUACUCAGUGGGCACUUUAUUGGGUAAACCUGUGCAGCUGCUUGUUAAUACAAAUAUCUGUCAUCCUAUGAUGUGGCAUUAACUUGUGUUAAUGAUGUGAGCAUGGUCAAGAGACCAAACUUCAGCAAGGGGAAGAAAUGUGAUCUAAAUCUUGACCAUGAGUUGAUUGUUGGUGCUGGACAGUGCAGCUUGAGCAUUUCACAAGCUACUGAUCUUAGAUUUUUCAUGCAAACUAUUUUGAGUUUAUGGAGAAUAGUGCAAAAAUUAAAAAAAAAAACCUGUGGCAGUUUUGUGGGUGAAAAUGCAUCGUUAAUGAGGGAGGCCAGAGGAGAAUGGCCAGACCAGUUCAAGCUGAUGGGAAAAUGACUAACUCAACUACACAUUACAGCAGGCAUGCAGAAUAGCAUCAAUGAAUGCACAACACAUAGACCAUCCACUUUGAAGGUCAACAGCAGCAGACCAAGUUCCAUUACUGUAGCUUAAAGUGGCCCCUGAGAGCCCUGUAGCAUUUGUCAGUUCGAUCCUCGGAAACUGUCUAUACAAUCUUCACCUCUUGUAAUAUGAUGUCUGUCAGGUAUAUUGUCAGUUUCUCACACAAGAGGAACCAAAGCAAGUUUGUUCAACUUCUCAGCAAAAAAAAAAAAAUCUCCAACCAGGCAACAUCCUUUUGGACCUCUUCCAUGCUCUCUCUGGACAUUGAUGGUGUUUUUCAGGCAAUUGAGUGAUCUGGUGGUUUGCUGUCUGAGGGAGUUUGAGGUUUCAAGUAGUGUGGGGCCUGAAGGUCAAGAAGCCUGGAGAUGGGGUGUGAGCCCCAUGAUCAACUCCAUUUCUUGCUGACCUGACUGAUUAAAUCAUCAAACAAGAUUGAAAUCAAUGAAGAUGAGAGCAGAAGGUGAGAUGGUGUCCAGUGCCAUCUGCCUGCAUUUGGCCCGUCUCUUAUGUGCUGCUCCUGGAGGAAGAUGUCUGCAUGUGAAUGAGGGACCAGUCACCGCUUCUGGAGGAAGGGACCUGUGUUUGACUGGUCUUGCUUAAUGCUACCAGAGCCCUGGGUUUUGGGAAAAGUUUAAUCAAAAAUGGUUUGUAGAUUGGACAAUGUGUUUGAUUUCUGGUUACUUUUAUUUUUAUUGUUUUUUGUGAUUGGUUGGGGUGGGCGGGCUCUGCAGCCUGCAGUCAAUGAGACAUCACCAGAUUGAUCUGAAAUAAAACUAGUGUCCUUGGACUGUU